AAAAAGAAAAGAAGAAAAGAAAAAAAAAAUCGCCUUUGCUGCGACUUGGGAGUCGUUCAGAAGUAGCUCUCCGGUGGAACCGCCGCGGUGCUAUGGAGCUAUGGUUCCUGAAUGCAGGGAUUUACCCAGGGGCCGAAUUUUCUUUACACCGUGUGAAGACAAACACCGUAACUUUCCACUGGUGUCAACUGGGAGUUGGUGGCUCAGCACAGCUAAGGGCUAACCUGGGACCUCACGAUGAGGUGAACCUCAGCGUUAACCUGGGACACUUAUUUCAAGACCAGCAUUCAGAAUGGCAGGCUUGUCCACUUUAAUCCUCCUUUUGUGUGCUGCUAAAGAUGUGAUGCCCUCCAAUUCUCACUGGAAGCCAACUUGGCCGUCUUACAGAGUCCCAGUUAUCCUGCCACGGUCUACCCUUAACUUGGACAAACCACAGUUUGAUGCUGAAGCCAGACUGGAAGUGGUAUCUCCCUGUGGCCCAGAGUGCCACAAAAGUUCUCCGCUGCCAACUUAUGAAGAAGUGAAGAACUACCUGUCCUAUGAAACCUUGUACGCUAAUGGUAGCCUCACUGAAACUGAAGUGGGCAUAUAUAUUCUGAGCAACAGCGGUGAUGGGUCUCAAGGCAAAUCUCGAACUAAGAGGCAGAUCUAUGGCUAUGACAGUAGGUUUAGCAUUUUUGGGAAGGACUUCUUGAUGAAUUACCCAUUCUCCACAUCGGUGAAGCUAUCUACAGGUUGCACGGGGACGUUAGUGGCUGAAAAGCACGUUCUUACUGCUGCUCAUUGUAUCCAUGAUGGCAAGAGCUACGUCAAAGGAGCUCAGAAACUGCGGGUGGGGUUCCUAAAGCCCAAACUGAAAGAUGGCAGCAAAGGGGCCAAUAUCACCAACUCAGCAAUGCCUGAGAAAAUGAAAUUCCAGUGGAUCCGAGUGAAACGGACACAUGUCCCCAAAGGGUGGAUCAAAGGCAAUGCCAAUGACAUUGGCAUGGAUUAUGACUAUGCUCUGCUGGAGCUCAAGAAGCCCCAUAAAAGAAAGUUUAUGAAGAUAGGUGUGAGCCCACCAGCGAGACACUUGCCUGGAGGGAGGAUUCACUUCUCUGGUUACGACAACGACCGACCAGGAAACCUGGUUUACCGUUUCUGUGACGUCAAGGAUGAAACGUAUGACCUGUUGUACCAGCAGUGCGACGCCCAGCCGGGUGCGAGCGGGUCCGGGGUGUACGUCAGGAUGUGGAAGAGGCAGAAUCACAAAUGGGAGCGUAAAAUUAUUGGAAUCUUUUCAGGCCAUCAGUGGGUGGACAUGAAUGGCACCCCCCAGGAUUUCAAUGUAGCUGUUCGCAUCACCCCCCUCAAAUACGCACAGAUCUGUUACUGGAUCAAAGGCAACUACCUUGACUGCAGGGAAGGAUAAAGACAAUGACACUCCUUGAAAGCACUUAAUGACUGGUUUUAAUUACUCAUCUGAGGAAAGGCUAGACUUCUGCUGCAAAUGUGUAUGAUACGAGCUUGUAACAUCGGGAUGUAAUAUAGAGCUUUCCCAGCAAGCCACCUUGUUCUCAGGACAGGGGCUGUGUGGUGCUGUCAUGACAGCUCGAAACUGGGGAGAAAGGAGCGUCUGCUGGGUGGGGAAGGAGCAGGUGGGACUUGCUGAAUUUGCAGCCGAGCAACUGAAGAUUAAUUAGGGGCGGAUCAGUAAACAGUACGAAAUCAGAACCGUCUCCAAAGAAUCUUACAAAAGGGACGCUGUUGACUAUCUCAUGCCUACGAUGUUUGUUUUAAUAAAUCCUAGGAUUAGUAGAAAUGCUUUGAUGUGAACUUUUAAAAGAAAAUAUUUCUAUGCUGUUGGGGGCUGAAGAGGGGCAUUUAAUGGUGUUUGCAACCCAAACAUUACAGCUUUGUGUUCCUGCAUGAAAAAGGGAGUGUGAAAAGGGCAAGGCAUGCGCUGUGGGAGAUGAAUGCCACACAAAUAGCGUGAAGGGUCAAUAACUGCAUAACACUUCUAACCUUCCUUCGGUCUGGGUGAUUUGAGAUUUUACUAGUAACAUAGUUAAGCAAAAUGCUUUUUGAGCAAACAGACCUUGACGUUGCAAGGACUUGACUGUGAAGAUGAUGCUGGUCAUACGAGCAGCGCCGUUGCAUCCCGCUUUGGGAAACAAAACACGUGGGCUUAAAUCUUCAUAGCAGCUGGGGCACAGCCUUACACCUAGCAGGAUCCCUAUGGAUAUACUGUUUUAGAAUGUGUAUGGGGACAGAGGCUUCUUUUCUCUUAUGACCUACUUAGGUCUUUUAAGGAAAAUCUCAUGUCAGCAGCACAGAUUUUCAGAGGGGAAGCCUCUCUUGGGCCUUGCUGGCCAGCUGAAUUGCUGCCUGCAAAGCAGGUAAAGGGGAGAGCAGGACAAGGAUUCAACUGGCUUUCCCCCCUUUUUGUUGAAGAUCCAUGCUUUUCUACCUAAAAAUACACCAGGUUGAGGGAACCUAAGUUAAUAAGUGUCUCUCUGUCGCAUCCCUUUGACAGUGUAAUUUGUACAGCAUCUUGACUUCUGUUUCUUGCGUUGCUUGGGGUAGGAAUCCUCCCCCCAUCAAAUUGUUGAGGUAUAAAUAAUUCUUGGCAAAUGCACAGUUCAGUAAUUCUGCAGCUGGAGUAGAGCCACAUUGUAGGGUGCAAUUUGAGUUUUCUCUGAAGGGAUGCUCUGCUGUCUCUUACAGAUAUCAGUGACUUACAUUUUUACUGUAGCAGAAUUGUAGUUUGAAACAAGAACUGUCUUUUGUAGGUAAAAUCAGUCCAGCCGAAUACUCAUAGCUCAGCAACCAGCAUUGGGAAGUCAAUGGGGGCUGUACAAACAGUGUUCCUCAGGUGGAUUGUGCCACUCUAUUGCAGCAACAUGGCUAAGUACAUGCUGCCAUACCAAUAUUAAUUUGUUAAAUAGGAGGAUAGACGCUGGCUUUGGUUCCAGUUUCUCUUCCACCCGUCUCUCACUGUCUCCUGGAGCUCACCGAGUUGCCCCUGGCUCUUGGUGUUGUGGUGCAAAUGCAAGUCCCUGGUGUGAAAUGGCAGAGCUGGGAAGGAAUGAAUCUGAGCAGAGGUUCCCUGUGCUCUACAAGGAAAAUGUUAGUUCAGCUAAGCCUUUUUUACACUCUACUAAUUACUAUGGCAUUUGUAAACAUAUGCCUGACGGUGCUUUAUCUUUGUGAUGGCUUUGGCUCUAGUUCUGAAAAACAUUUUUUGCUAGAGCUGCCUAUGAUUAUUAUUUUUAUAGGUGCAGCGUACAAAAACAUGGACCCUCGUGGGCUUUUGGUGCACUCAGAUACAAGCAGUUACUAAUGCUUUGAAGUAUAAAUAAUCACCAUAUGUAUCUGAUGGUCUUUUUCUGCCUUUUUAUUUUAAUUUCCUUUACUUUAUGGCUGUUUUCUGGAGCACUUUUGUUUGAAUGUAUCACAGUGAAUAAAGAAAAGUUAUGGAAUUUCAA
This is a messenger RNA of Calidris pugnax (ruff), 3467 nucleotides long. RefSeq names its product protease, serine 23 (gene PRSS23). Gene Ontology annotation, biological process: proteolysis. The record is from RefSeq and is a predicted model, not a curated record. Gene Ontology annotation, molecular function: serine-type endopeptidase activity. Bases 293 to 1411 code for a protein of 372 amino acids. The transcript is spliced from 3 exons. NCBI's taxonomy places the organism in Eukaryota, Metazoa, Chordata, Aves, Charadriiformes, Scolopacidae.